AUGUUCGACCUGGACAAUUUCAACGACGUGUCUCGCAGGAGUGGGCAAGCAGAAAUGAUCCCUUGGUCCGUCUACCGUGCUAGUGCCCAGGGCCAGGCUGCCGUCUUCGUCAACAUGGUCCGCGUCUUUGACGACCACGCCUCCUUAUCCGCACCGACGUUCAGUUGGCAAGACGGAGGCAGUGGACGGUGCAAUGUCAUAGAAAUUACAGGUCCCGACAAAACUAGUGUGUCCCUAUGCCAGAAGAGACGUGCUAAAGUCUACUGGAAACGUUCCAUCAGGCGCCCACCACUCUCUUCAGAAGAGGUCUACAACUCUCUCUUGGCGGGAUUGGACCCUUCCAACAUCACUCUGAUAUUCUCUUAUUGGCGUGGACCCUGGCAGGUUGAAAACGAUGCAGCUACUCCCGUUUUACAGCCAAACAACAUCGUCUUACACCAAGAACUAAAAUGUAAAGCUAGUCAAAGCCUACUAAACUCUGCCAUUGCUUACCAGAACAAGUUCCUAGCAGCUCCAGGAGUGGAGAGCAGGUACGUUGCAGUGAUGAUCAGAGCUGAACAUUCCAUAGUUGAGUUCCUCGCAAAGAGAAGCAAGAACACCUCCAAAGACUUGGAGAAAUGUAUGGACGAGUUAGUGAAGGAAACCGAUGCAGCUAUGAAGGCAGUUGAUGCCAGUGGUGUAUUUGUAACCAGCGAUGUGGGGUACUUUGGAAGUGGAUCAUGGAAGGCGACAAUCUCGUCUCCAGAGAAGGGAGAUGUGGCAGACGUAGAGAGGAGGGUGAAGAGGACAGUAGAGAGACUCUAUGCAGGCAGACAGGGAUGGACAUUUGAAGAGUGGGAGAGGAGUUUUGUGGAGGCAUCGGGAGGAGUAGAUGAGAGGGGGUACGUGGCCGCACUGCAGAGAGCCGUCGCCACAGACAGGAAGGCAGCUUGCCUGGUGCUGCUUGGUGGAGGCUCAUUUCAUGAGCUCUCUUUGAAACAGUACCUCUACAACACCAACAACCGCACACAUCCUCCCUGUGUACGUAUGGUGUGUAUGGACCGGAACUACCAAGAACCGUUUACUUCUAUGGUGGAAAAGGCUAGUAAUUAG
This is a messenger RNA of Geodia barretti, 1092 nucleotides long. The record is from the annotation of a GenBank genome assembly. NCBI's taxonomy places the organism in Eukaryota, Metazoa, Porifera, Demospongiae, Tetractinellida, Geodiidae.